UCUUGCAACGAGCUUGGCGUUGGGUGCCACGGUACCCACACAAGGGGCGAGGGCUGCUCUUUUGCUGUAGUUGAACUUUUGUAACCCCGUGUCUGAGUUGUGCGAGAGGACGUUUUUUUUUUCUUGUGAAUUCGCAAUCUGAGUGUUUGGAAAUCACCCCAUUACUUUCUGUGUCUGGGAGCCCUGCCUUCUUUCUCAUUGGACUGUAUUGCAAAGCCAAGCUGUCAGCCCAUGUGGCGUGGCCACCGAGCAUGUCAGACAUUUAAAUGAAGUAGGGAAAGAGAAUCAAAGAACCGAGAGAAAUUGAGAGGGUAGGCAGGCAGGGAACUGUAAGAUCGAGCGUUGUCCGGCACUUACUGUAAACUGGAAACUGUUAAAACCACGGAUUAUAAAGCAGAUAGGGCUCAGGUGCAGAAGUAAAUCGAAUAAAAUACUUUUUUAUAUGAGCUCUGAAGAUACGCAGCAAAUACGUUCGGGUUAUUACAGAGACACUCGUAUCAUGGAGGACAUUGUAAUAGCUGGGAUUUCAGGAAGACUCCCUGAGUCUAACAACCUUCAGGAAUUCUGGGAGAACCUCUUCAAUGGGGUGGACAUGGUGACAGAAGAUGACAGGAGGUGGAAACCAGGACUGUAUGGUCUGCCCCAAAGGAAUGGAAAGCUUAAAGAGAUCAACAAAUUCGAUGCCUCGUUUUUCGGUGUUCACCCCAAACAAGCCCACACUAUGGACCCCCAGCUCAGGGUGAUGUUGGAGAUCUCAUAUGAAGCCAUAGUAGAUGGAGGAAUAAACCCAGUGUCCAUGCGUGGCUCUAAUACAGGGGUGUACAUCGGUGUCAGCGGUUCUGAGGCUGCAGAGGCCUUCAGUCGGGACCCCGAGGAGCUGCUGGGAUACAGCAUGACAGGCUGUCAGCGUGCCAUGUUCGCCAAUCGCCUCUCCUACUUCUUUGACUUCAAUGGCCCCAGCACCGCCAUUGACACAGCCUGCUCUUCCAGUCUCCUGGCCCUGGAGAACGCCUUUCAUGCCAUUCGCCAUGGCCGCUGCGACUCCGCCCUGGUGGGAGGAGUCAACCUCCUGCUCAAGCCAAACACCUCGGUGCAGUUCAUGAAGCUGGGCAUGCUGAGUCCUGGAGGCACGUGCAAGUCCUUCGAUGCUUCAGGGGAUGGGUACUGCCGCUCAGAGGCCGCUGUGGCUGUCCUGCUGACUAAGAGGUCCAUGGCCAGGCGGGUGUACGCCACAGUGCUCAACGCAGGCAACAACACAGACGGCUAUAAGGAGCAAGGUGUGACGUUCCCCUCUGGAGAGAUGCAACAGCGCCUGGUGCGUGCUCUCUACCAAGAGGCACAGAUCCCUCCCGAAGAGGUGGAGUAUGUGGAGGCCCAUGGCACUGGCACUAAGGUCGGCGAUCCACAGGAAGUCAAUGGGAUUGUCAGCGUUUUCUGCCAAUCAGAGCGCGAGCCCCUGUUGAUUGGCUCCACCAAAUCGAACAUGGGCCACCCUGAGCCCGCCUCAGGCCUAGCAGCUCUGGCCAAGGUUAUUCUGUCCCUAGAGCAUGGUGUGUGGGCGCCCAACAUCCAUUAUAACACCCCCAACCCCGACAUACCAGCUCUCACCGAUGGCAGGGUCCGCGUGGUCUCUGAGCCUCUGCCCAUUAAGGGGGGCAUUGUGGGCAUCAACUCCUUUGGCUUUGGGGGCUCCAAUGUACAUGUGAUCUUGCGGCCCCCUGGUGCACCCUCCCAACCUCGCCCCCUGCCGGCCCCCGAAGUGCCCUGGCUGGUACAGGCCUGCGGACGGACGGAGGAGGCAGUGAGCACGUUCAUUCAGAAGGCUAAGGGACACAGAGGCAAUGCCAGCUUCCUGAGCAUGUUAAACGAGGUGUCGGGCGUACCCACUGCUAGCAUGCCUUGCAGAGGCUACGCUUUGGUUGGCAGCCAGGCGGACAUCAUGGAGAUCCAGCAAGCCCAGGCCACGCCCAGGCCUCUGUGGUACAUCUGCUCAGGGAUGGGCACGCAGUGGGCAGGGAUGGGCCGCAGUCUGAUGCAGCUGCAGGAGUUCCGGGAGUCCAUCCUGCGCUCGGACGUGGCCCUGCAGGACACAGGCCUGUGCGUGUCCAAGCUCCUGAUGGAGGCGGAUGAGUCCACGUUCGAGGACACCGUGCACGCCUUCGUAGGGCUCGCAGCCAUCCAGAUCGCUCAGAUUGACAUGCUUGACAAGAUGGGGCUGCAGCCAGAUGGCAUUGUGGGACACUCAGUGGGAGAGCUAGCGUGCGGAUAUGCAGACGGAUCUCUAAGCCACGGCGAGGCAAUUCUGGCCGCCUACUGGAGAGGGAAGAGUAUCAAGGAGGCCAACCUCCCUCCUGGGGGCAUGGCUGCUGUUGGGCUGACGUGGGAGGAGUGUAAAGCACAGUGCCCUCAGGGGGUGGUCCCUGCCUGUCAUAAUGCAGAAGACACUGUUACCAUCUCUGGACCACAGGAGGAGGUGAGCACGUUUGUGGCCCAGCUGAAGGAGAGUGGAGUAUUCGCCAAAGAGGUGCGCAGCGCUGGAGUGGCCUUUCACUCCUAUUACAUGGCCGCCAUCGCGCCUUCCCUGCUCGAGGCGCUCAAGAAGGUGAUCGUGGACCCCAAGCCUCGCACCCCCCGCUGGAUCAGCACCUCCAUCCCCCAGCAGGACUGGGGUAGCCCCCUGGCCCAGUACUCCUCUGCCGAGUACCAUGUCAACAACCUGGUGAGCCCCGUGCUCUUCCAGGAAGGCCUGAGCCUCGUGCCGGACAACGCUGUGGUCGUGGAGAUUGCCCCACAUGCCCUGCUGCAGGCCAUCCUGAAGAGGAGCCUGAAGCCCACCUGCUCCAUCUUGCCCUUGAUGAAGAGAGGCCAUGCCAACAACCUGGAGUUCUUCCUCACGCACAUCGGCAAGAUCUACAUGAAUGGGAUCAACGUGGACAGUAACAAGCUGUACCCUCCUGUGGAGUAUCCAGUCCCCACGGGAACCCCCCUGAUCUCCCCCCACAUCGUUUGGGACCACUCACAGGUCUGGGACGUCCCGAGUGUUGAAGACUUCCCCACUGGCUCCGGUGGCUCCACCUCAGCCACAGUCUAUAACAUUGACAUGAGCCCUGAAUCCCCAGACUACUACAUGACUGGGCACUGCAUUGAUGGGCGGGUUCUGUACCCAGCCACUGGGUACCUGGUGCUGGCCUGGAGGACACUGAUGCGCAGCCUGGGGUCAGUGAUGGAGCAGACCCCCGUGAUCUUCGAGGAUGUCACCAUUCACAGGGCCACCAUCCUGCCCAAGACAGGCUCAGUGCAGCUGGAAGUUCGCCUCAUGCCUGCCUCCAACAAGUUUGAGGUGUCUGAGAAUGGCAACCUGGCAGUCAGUGGCAAAGUGAGUCUUCUGGAGGAGAAUGCCUUGAAUGCCUUCCGAUCCCAAAUGGCUACGCCCUGCGAAGUAGGAGAGAGCGACCCCAAGCUGCGGCUGACAGCGAGCGACAUCUACAAAGAGCUGCGCCUGCGGGGCUACGAUUACGGCAAAACGUUCCAGGGCAUUCUGGAGUCCAAUAACUCUGGGGACAGUGGAAAGCUGCAGUGGGCUGGGAACUGGGUGACGUUUCUGGACACCAUGCUGCAGAUGAUUGUGGUGGGACUGUCUGGGCGCAGCCUGCGCCUCCCCACGCGUAUCCGCUCGGUGUGUGUGGAUCCUGUACUGCACGAGGAAAGAGUGAGGGACUAUGGAGAGGACAAGAAAGCUGUGGAUGUCACUGUUAACCGCUGCCUGGACAACAUUGUGGCAGGUGGAGUCCAGAUCUGUGGCCUCCACGCCACAGUGGCACCUCGUCGCCAACAGCAACACAGCCCCCCAAUCCUGGAGGAGUUUGGCUUCGUGCCGUACGUGGAGACAGAGUGCCUAAGGGAUAGCCAGAAGCUCGGUGAAGAGCUGCAGCGCUGCAGAGGGCUGAUCCAGAGGCUGCAGAGGAAGCUGGUGCAGCAGGGUGUGAAACUUUCCAUCCCCGGGCUGGAGGAGGUGACAGAAGGUCAGCCUUCAGACUCGGACUCGGGCAAGGGGCUCCUACGCCUGCUGUCGGUGCUUUGUGGGCUGGAGCUGAACGGGAACCUGCACUCCGAGCUGGAGCUGACGGUACAGAAGGAGAGGGAGUGCCUUCUCCAGGACCCCCUGCUCGGCGGAUUGCUCGACUCUGCGGCCCUGCGCUACUGCCUGGACACAGUCCUGGAGAACUCCACUCCUGGCAAGCUCCGAGUGCUGGAGGCCCUGUGCAGUGAUGGGCUGCUGUUUCCCCGGGCUGUUCCACUCCUGAACAUCCAACCCCUGCUACAGCUGGACUACACUGCCAGCGACUCCACCUCCGACCUCCUGGCCUCCCAUGCACCUUCACUGGAGGAGCUGGGGGUCUCGGUGGGCCAGUGGGACCCUCACAAGGGCCCGGCCCCUGGGAACAUGGGUGGAAUGGACCUGGUGCUCUGCAACUGCUGUGCCAGCCCCCCGCCCUGUCCCGCUGACAUGGUGCGUAACCUGGCCUCGGCCGCCAAGGAGGGAGGAUUUGUGCUGCUGCAUGUCCUGCUGAAAGGAGACACACUGGGAGAAACCGUUUCCUUCCUCACCACCCAGAACAGCCAGCAGGGUCUGUUGUCACAGGCGGAGUGGGAAGAGGUUCUCAGCCAGGCGUCGCUCAACACAGUUCUCAUCAGGAGGUCCUUCUAUGGCUCCGCCCUCUUCCUGUGUCGUCGGCAGACCCCCACAAAGGCGCCCAUUUUCCUGUCAGUUGACGGGACAGACUACCAGUGGGUGGAGAGUCUGAAGUCCACCUUAGCUGAGCCAUCGGACAGUCCUGUCUGGCUCACUGCAGAGACGGGAAACAAGGGGGUUGUUGGCAUGGUGAACUGCCUGAGACAGGAGCCAGGAGGCCAGCGGAUACGGUGUGCAUUUGUAUCAAACCUGGAAGCUUCCUCAGCUGCCCCCGUGCUCUGCCCCACCCACAAAGAUAUGCAGGUCAUACUUCAGCGAGACCUCACCAUGAAUGUCUAUCGGGACGGACAGUGGGGGACUUUCAGGCAUAAUCUCAUUCAGCAAGAGCUCAGUGAGGAGUGGACGGAGCAGGCUUAUGUUAAUGUGCUAACUCGAGGAGACCUGUCCUCGCUACGCUGGAUCGUCUCACCGCUGCGCCACUUCACAGCCACCAACCCCAAUGUCCAGCUCUGUCGUGUCUACUAUGCCUCGCUCAACUUCCGAGACAUCAUGCUGGCUACCGGCAAGCUACCUCCCGAUGCCAUCCCAGGGGACCUGGCUUUGCAGCAGUGCAUGCUGGGAAUGGAAUUCUCAGGACGUGACCCCAGCGGGAGGCGGGUGAUGGGGCUGCUGCCGGCCAAAGGCCUUGCCACCUGCGUGGAUGCAGACAAGCACUUUCUGUGGGAAGUGCCCUCCAGCUGGUCUCUGGAAGAGGCAGCCUCAGUGCCGGUUGUUUAUGCCACAGCCUACUACGCCCUGGUGGUCCGUGGGCGGCUGCGCAGCGGGGAGAGCGUGCUCGUUCAUUCCGGCUCGGGGGGCGUGGGCCAGGCAGCCAUUGCAAUCGCGUUGAGCCAGCGGUGCAGGGUCUUCACCACUGUGGGCUCAGCAGAGAAGCGGGCUUAUCUGCAGGAGCGCUUUCCUCAGCUGGGGCCAGACUGCUUCGCCAACUCCAGAGACGCCUCCUUCGAGCAGCACGUGCUGCAGCACACACAGGGCAAGGGAGUGGACGUGGUGCUGAACUCUCUGGCAGAAGAGAAGCUACAAGCCAGCCUGCGCUGCCUCGCCCGACAUGGCAGAUUCCUGGAGAUCGGGAAAUACGACCUCUCCAACAACACCCCUCUUGGCAUGGCUCUGUUCCUGAAAAACGUGGCGUUCCACGGCAUCCUGUUGGACGCGCUGUUUGAGGAGGGCAACCGUGAGUGGGAGGAGGUGUCCCAGCUGCUGCAGGAGGGCAUCAGGACCGGGGUGGUGCAGCCCCUGCGCACCACUGUCUUCGAGAGGAACCAGGUGGAGGAGGCCUUCCGCUACAUGGCCCAGGGCAAGCACAUCGGCAAGGUCCUGCUGCAGGUGCGCGCUGAAGAAAACGGGCCUGGUGUAGACUCCGCCCCCCUCUCCCUCCCAGCCAUCUGCCGCACAUCCUGCCCCGCCUCUCAUUCUUACAUCAUCACUGGUGGGCUGGGCGGCUUUGGUCUGGAGCUUGCUCAUUGGCUGACUGAGCGGGGAGCACGCAAACUGGUGCUGACAUCACGAUCUGGAAUCCGCAAUGGUUACCAGGCCAAGCGGGUGCGCGAGUGGCAGGGAAUGGGCGUUCAGGUGCUGGUGUCCACCAGUGAUGUGAGCACCCUGGAGGGGACUCAGCGCCUCAUCACAGAGGCUGCCAGGCUGGGACCCGUGGGUGGCAUCUUCCAUCUUGCCAUGGUCCUAAAAGACGGCAUGUUGGAGAACCUGACUCCCCAUCACUUCCAAGACGUUAACAAACCAAAAUACAAUGGUACCAUCCACCUGGACAGGGUGACCCGAGAGCAGUGCCCGGAGCUGAGCUACUUCGUGGUCUUCUCCUCGGUGAGCUGUGGGCGCGGGAACGCCGGGCAGAGCAACUACGGCUUCGCCAACUCCACCAUGGAGCGGAUCUGCGAGCAGCGGAGGCACGACGGGCUGCCCGGGCUGGCGGUGCAGUGGGGCGCCAUCGGGGACGUGGGCGUGGUCCUGGAGACCAUGGGUGGGAACGACGCCGUCAUUGGCGGGACGCUGCCGCAGAGGAUGAGCUCCUGCAUGGAGGUGCUGGACCGCUUCCUGAACCAGCCCCGCCCAGUGAUGUCCAGCUUCGUGCUGGCAGAGAGGGCUGUGACGGCCAAGAGCGAGGGCGCUGGCCAAAGGGACCUGGUGGAGGCCGUGGCACAUAUUCUGGGCGUGCGUGACGUGAGCAGUCUGAAUGCGGAUGCUUCGCUGGCAGACUUGGGCCUGGACUCGCUGAUGGGUGUGGAGGUGCGACAGACCCUGGAGCGGGACUACGACAUCGUCAUGGCGAUGAGGGAGAUCCGCCAGCUGACCAUCAACAAGCUGCGGGAGCUGUCCUGCAAACAGGGUGGUGCUGAGGAGUCUCGGCCCCUUCCUCUGAAGAAGUCUGGAGCAGGAGCCCUGACAGAGACAGACCUCAGUCUGCUGCUGGUGAACCCCGACGGCCCCACUGUCGCACGCCUUAACGAGGUGCAGAGCACCGAGCGCCCGCUCUUCCUGAUUCACCCCAUAGAGGGCUCCAUCGCUGCUUUCCGCACCCUCACGGCCAAGCUCAGCGUGCCCUGCUAUGGCCUGCAGUGUACCAAAGCUGCUCCCUUGGACAGCAUCCAAAGCCUGGCCGCAUACUAUGUGGAGUGUGUGCGGCAGAUGCAGCCGGAAGGGCCCUACCGUAUCGCUGGGUACUCUUUCGGUGCUUGCGUGGCCUUCGAGAUGUGCUCCCAGCUGCAGGCUGCCCAGAAGCCCGUGGAGUACCUCUUCCUCUUUGACGGCUCCCACUCCUAUGUGGCAGCAUACACUCAGAGUUACCGCGCAAAGCUGACCCCAGGCAGCGAGUCACAGGCUGAGACAGAGGCUCUCUGCGCCUUCAUUCAGCAGUUCACCGGUUCUGAGUACAACAAGCUUCUGGAGACCUUGCUCCCUCUGUCGGACCUCGAGGCCCGCGUGAACGCUGCAGUGGACCUGAUCACGGCCAGCCACAAGAGCAUGAGCAGGGAUUCCCUGCGCUUUGCUGCCUCUGCCUUCUACUACAAGCUGAAGGCAGCCGACCAGUACGUCCCAGUCACCAAGUACCAUGGCAACAUCACCCUGCUGAGGGCCAAGACAAGCAGCGAGUACGAGGAAGGGCUGGGAGAGGACUACCGGCUGCAUGAGGUGUGUGACGGCAAAGUGUCUGUCCACGUCAUCGAGGGCGACCACCGCACCUUCCUGGAGGGAGAAGGAGCGGACUCCAUCACCGGCAUAAUCCACAGCUCUCUGGCAGAGCCCCGUGUCAGCGCCAGGGAGGGCUAGACCCACACCAUGCAGAUCACCCCCCACCUCCACCCCCACUCCCACCUCCCGCCUGAGUUUCCACUCUGCAGGGUAGAGCAGUGAGAGAACUGCUACCCCUUGCCUCACAAGGGUCACUAUCUUUAUUGAUAGGGUGGCAAGUUUAAAGAUUUUUACAGCCUCCUAGUACAUUAAGCCGUGCUAAAGGACUGGAUCUAAUUAGAUUGUGGCCUGUCCAACCCCAAAAAAUGUUUUUUUCUUGGUUAAACUUGCUUAUCCUAUGAAUAUGGAUUUUUUGGUCCCAAAUUUGUUAUCCAAUUUUGCACUGCAGCAAAAGCUUAGUAAAAUACAUCUCUGUGCAUUUCUACUACUGGCACCCAUAUUUUACUACCUUCAUUGUGUGCAUUUGCCUGGCUUGGUGCCAUCAAGUCUAGCCAUAACUAGUCUAGUCAUAACAACUAGGUUCAACAGCCUCGCAAAGAAAAAAAAAGGUCCUGUUUUUUUUAAAUGGUCUGCUAAGGGGCAUUUUUCCCAUUGUCAUAUUUAAGUACUUUAGAAAGAAUACUAUAAAGAAGUACGAAGUUAGUAAUAAGAGAUACACAAAACAUGGCAUGUAUGAGCAUUUAAUGUGCAAAUGUACAACCCAGCCCUGAUGAUGCAGACUUAGUGUGCAAGGUGCACUUCACUACAUUACACCAAAAAAUAUCUUCAUACAUAGAUGAUCUGUAUAUAGAUUCCGGCACAGUGCUUCUUGUGUAAUGUAACUAUAUUAUAGUGAUUUUAAGAUACCAGUAUUAAAAUACUGCUUUUUUGCAUUAAAUGUUUCUUUAUUCAAGCAAGAAUUGUUGUAGGCGCUCUCUGAAUUGUGCGUUGAUCGCUUUGCCUCUUAAGGGGACAACUGUCUCAGUGUCAGUGCAGAACUCGAAUAGGGCUGUUGAUCAGGGUAUUAUUUCCAUACGAGAAAGUUACAGUCCAUUGCAGCACUGCCACUACAGGAGUUAAAUCUGAAACAUACCCAAAAUUAAUCAUUUCAAAAACAGUGGAAUGACUUAGAAUCUUUUGACAUCAAUGGCCAAGUUUAUAUUAUGUUUAUUAUUCUAGAUGCUUCUGAUAAAUAUGAGAAUCUCAUAAAAUAAUCUGAGUAUUGCUAUUAGCUGAAACAAUAUAUUUUUUUAGUUAAAUCUGUUUUUUAAAAUAGAAAUGACUUGUUCCUGAAUUCAUGAUAAAGUAAAGUCACUGAUUAAUUUUCUUUUAUUUUUUGUGACUAAUAGAAAUUGCUGCUCAUUUUCUUAACACCCUGUUAGGAGUGGCUGAAUGCGAGGCAAUGUGAUAUUUUGCAACAGUGCAACAAUAUACUGCAUUACUUUCUCUGUGUGGUUAUAUCUUUAGGAAGGCCAAAAAGGGUUCUGUGUUCUGUUUAAUCCUGUACAGUGUUGGCCGAUUUGUUUACAUUGUUUAGAGACUGGUUUAACAAACCUAGAAAACCGUCAUUGAUUAUUCUGCUGUUCAGUAUAACUAUUCUACUAUAGCCUAACAUUUAACAAACCUAUGAGCAAUUUUGUUUUUGUUUCCUUUAAUUAUCAGUAUUAAGGAAAAUGCUUUAUCAUUCCUGAAAUAGUAGGACAAAAAUACCAUACGUUUGAAAAGCAGGAAUCGUAAAGGUUCAGUUCUAAGUUAUUUUUAGAGAUGGCAUUGGUAUUCUUUUGUAGAAAAAAACUUUAAUGGUAAAUGAGAAACUCCUCAAAGGGAUAUUACAGAACAUAUUUGUGCACUAAUCUUUAUUUACACUGUGUCCUGCUGAGUCUGGAAAGUUGACUGACCCACACCUGAGAACAGACAGUUCAUGAAUAGGCAGUUCAGUUGUAGCAACUCAAAGUUUUAACUAAAGGCACUCUUUAAGUAAAUAUGUAGCUGAGAAGAUAGGAAACAUACUGUAGUACUGUCCCAAUGCACCUACUUUCUCUAACAAUGACCUACAGCGAUGCAAAAGAGGAAAUAUCCCCCCCACUAAACACGGAGAUAGGACCAACAAGAACCAGGCAGAUCUGAUUUGGAGACUUCAGCGAAGUGAAGUCAGUGAAGAAUCAGAUGGUUUGUAAUUUAAAGCUGUGAUUGUUUGCAGUGUCAAGGAAGAGGAACAAAGGAUCAUUCCUCUAGGUUUUAUUUUUUACUUUUAUCGUUAUUUUUUAAUUCUGUGCUGUAAUUUCUCAAGUAUUUAUUGUUCUAGUAAAUAGAUCUCGCUAA
Messenger RNA from Lepisosteus oculatus (spotted gar), 10261 nucleotides. It is a transcript of the gene fasn, whose product is annotated as fatty acid synthase. Gene Ontology annotation, cellular component: cytoplasm. Gene Ontology annotation, molecular function: oxidoreductase activity; 3-oxoacyl-[acyl-carrier-protein] synthase activity; fatty acid synthase activity. Lineage: Eukaryota; Metazoa; Chordata; Actinopteri; Semionotiformes; Lepisosteidae. Gene Ontology annotation, biological process: fatty acid biosynthetic process. The record is from RefSeq and is a predicted model, not a curated record.